Molecule: messenger RNA, 1389 nt
Organism: Bactrocera tryoni
Lineage: Eukaryota; Metazoa; Arthropoda; Insecta; Diptera; Tephritidae
Product: clavesin-2-like
Exons: 3
Coding region: 199-1194 (331 amino acids)
Cellular component (GO): membrane
Molecular function (GO): phosphatidylinositol bisphosphate binding
Source: RefSeq, a predicted model, not a curated record
GCGGCACUAGCGGAAAAAGCAGUUUCAACAUUUUGCUUAGUACGGCAACAGCGUCGCGGCGAAUAUACCAUACGUGUGUUAACGUGCGCGCCAAGAGCAACAAAGCAUUUCCAACCGACAAAGCAACAGCAACAACAAGAAGACUAUGUAGUGAGUUUGUAUGCGAAAGCCAUAAACACGUUUAAGCCAGAUAACAAAAUGACCGAGUUUAUCGAGAUACACAUACAGAAGAAUCUUAACCCUCGCCACCCACGGAGCAUCGACAGCCGACAGGAGAUCUUUGGCGCUAGCGAUGCACGCGACAGACAUAGAAAGCUGGACUUAUUUCGCGACAUGAUCGGUGCCAGUGUUAAUUUGGCGUUACGCGAUAAAUCCUGUUGUAUGGAUACAAAUUUCUUAAAUCGUUUCCUAUACGCAAAGAAAUUCGAUUGCGUAGCGGCUUUAGACUUACUCAUCAAAUAUUUUUUAUUCAAAGAGAAUAAUAAGCAUAUUUUACAAAAACUCAGUAUUUUCGAUGAAAACAUACAAACUUCCUUAAGAGAUGGCAACCCAUCCGUCUUGAAGCAGCGCGAUCGUAAGGGGCGUAAAGUCAUAACGUUUGCCGCUGCCAAUUGGGAUACAAAUAAAUAUAGCAUGGAGGAUGUGUUCCGGGCGUUACUGCUGUCAUUGGACAAAUUGCUGGAGAAUGUGGAGAAUCAGGCAUUGGGAUUUGUAGUGAUUGUGGAUUGGACGAACUUCACGUAUAAGCAAUCGAAGCAUAUCUCAGCUAAAACGCUUAAGUUGAUGAUUGAAUGUUUGCAGGAUUGUUUGCCGGCAAAAUUUAAGGGCAUACAUUUCAUUGGUCAACCCUGGUAUGUGGAUGUGAUGCUGAGAGUAAUAAAGCCCUUCUUAAAUGAUAAAAUCAAGAGACGCUUACUGGUGCAUGGCACCAAUUUGACUAGCUUACAUAAUAUGGUCAGCAAAGAUAUUUUACCACCCGAUUUGGGUGGCGAAGGUCCGACAAUUAAUACAUUGGACUGGUAUCAUUAUCUCUUGGAGUCAAGCCAAAAUUCGGAGUUGCGAAAGACCUAUAGACUUAUUGAAGCGACGGUAUAUUCAAAAACGGCGGAUUGGCAGAAACCUGUAGCAAUUGCAAAUGGAACGCAAAAAAUCGAAUCGAAUGGAAACUUAAUUAAUAUUAAACAAAUCUCAUGACAAUGUAGACUUUUAGUUUUUAUAAUAAAUAUUUUUAGUAAUGCACCUCACUUUGUAUUAAAAUGUGAAUGUAUUUGUAGAACUUAGCAUUUAUCCUUAAUUUUCGUAUUAUUUUUUGUCUUAAUCAUAUUAUUUGUAGAUUUUUUAGUUUAAGAGUGAACUGUUCUCGACAAUAUAAUGACUUAUGUUUUGAAU